Molecule: messenger RNA, 246 nt
Organism: Neurospora tetraspora
Lineage: Eukaryota; Fungi; Ascomycota; Sordariomycetes; Sordariales; Sordariaceae
Exons: 2
Coding region: 1-246 (81 amino acids)
Source: RefSeq, a predicted model, not a curated record
AUGUCUGGCCAAGCUUCCUCAAGCAACAUCAACAACUCCUCAACCUCCUACUCCUCCUCCUCCUCCUCCAACAGCACCAGCAGCAACUCCAUCAACUACUCCGCCUACAAAGACACGUACGCCUCCGCCAACGGCAGCACCCCGAUCGAUCGGUACAAGGAGCAGAGCCGCUACGAUGAAGGGUGGAACCCGCAUCAUGUUACUAGUGGUGGGGGUUAUGGAGGUGGGGGGUAUGGGAAGAAGUGA